AUGAAUUUUGACUUAAUUUUCUAUAGAAGUGUUCAAAUUUUCGCUAUAAAUUUGGAUUUUGGCUCAAAAAAACCCGAUUUUUGCAGGGAACCUGCUCCGAUAUCGUAAUCCGCGCCGAAGAAAUUCAACGACUCAAAAAACGGCUCAACGAAAUUUAUGUGCAUCACACGGGCGCGAGUUAUGAGGAAAUUGAACGAACUUUGGAUCGUGAUCGAUUUUUGAGCGCUCAAGAAGCCUUGAAAUUUGGAUUGGUUGAUAAAAUUGAAACGCAUACUGGAAGUAUGCCAAGUGAUUAA
Messenger RNA from Caenorhabditis angaria, 296 nucleotides. Lineage: Eukaryota; Metazoa; Nematoda; Chromadorea; Rhabditida; Rhabditidae. The record is from the annotation of a GenBank genome assembly.